UCAAAUGUCAAGUUGGCAAAACAAUAAUAAAUGAACAUGAAGGUUUUAUUCGUUUAUUUCUUAAAAUAUUGGCUUAAAUCGAUCAGUAUACUUUAAUUCGUUUAUUAUUAUACUUACGCAAUGGAGGCUUUAAUAUGCAGGAUAUGCCUGGACAAAACGGGCACUAUAUCCGUUUUCGAAAGUGAAUCUGAUAACGUUCAAUACAGUGCAAAGUUGAAAAAAAUGGUUAAUAUUACAGUUACGGAGGAUGAUGGAUUGCCGAGUAUGAUGUGUGAAGGUUGUACAAGCGAGCUAUCGUUCUCUUAUCAGUUCGUGCAGAAAUGCGAAGCUUCCGACCGGGCUCUUCGGUGCUUGAGUACUCCCAUCGAACUAUAUUCUGACUUACAAGCAGACAGGCAUCUUCAAGCUAACAUAAAGGCGGCGGAAGAAAUUAAAAACGAAAUUGAUGAUGGUGAUUGUCAUGAUGUAUUUGACAACAGUUUCCUCUUUGAUAGCUCUUCAAAGUCCGGUUGUGAUGAUGAAAGGAGUUUAAUUAAAAAAUGUAGUAAGGAACCAACUUAUAGCACCUGUAAAGAUAAAGAAGAUAAAAUUGAAACUGUUACUAACAAUAAAGCUACUGAAAAUAUCACUAGAAAAUCAACUCGUAAGAAACGUGGUACAAAAGGACCCAUCCAAUGUGUUAUUUGCAGCCACAUAGCCUCCAGCCGAUCCGCAAUGGAGAUUCAUAUGCGUACACACACUGGGGAGAAACCUUUCAUGUGUGUAGCCUGCAAUUCUAAAUAUCCCACGAAAGGGUCCUUAAAACGGCACAAUGAAACAUUCCAUUCAACUCGAGAAAGACAAUUCACUUGUGAGACAUGUGGCAGUAGUUUUUACAGAAAAAAUGAUAUUAUAACACACUUAAGAGUACACACUGAUGAAAGGCCAUACGUUUGUCCUUACUGUCCCAAGAGGUUCCGUCAGAUAGCUUCUAGAAAUCGCCAUCAAAGAGUACACACUGGAGAGAAACCAUUUCCUUGCCCAAUAUGUGGUAAGAAGUUUGGCCACAAAGGUUUGGUCCAAAAACACCAAAGUGUCCAUAGUGAUGAGAGAAAAUAUAUUUGCCAUCUGUGCAGUAAAUCAAUGAAGUCUAGAACAGCACUAAAUGUCCAUAUCAGCCUUCACACAAACAAAAAACAGAAUGUAUGCAGCUUUUGUGGCACAGCCUUUGCUAUGAAAGGCAAUCUGCAGACACAUAUCCGUCGGAUGCAUUCUGAGAAAUCAGGACAGUGUUCUGUAUGUUUAAAAACGUUUUCUGACUUGAAGGUACAUAUGCGCAAACAUACUGGCGAGAAACCCUAUGUAUGCGGGACCUGUAAUGCAGCCUUUACUGUCAAAAGAAGUCUGGCUCAUCAUAUGCUAUUCAAACAUGAAAAUGCUGGUAAAUUCAAAUGUUCUAUCGACGACUGCACAAAGUCCUUCCCUACAGCAACCAUGCUAGAAUUCCAUUUACUAAAGCAGCACACUAAUCACACUCCCUACAUAUGCCUGCAUUGCCCUCGAAGAUUCUUCCGCGCUAGUGAUCUUUCGCGUCAUUUAAAAGGCACCCACAUGGAUUUGAACAAAAAGUGUGCACUAAAAACUAUCUUAAUAUCUAAGCUUUAAAUAUUAUAAGACUGAGUAACAAUGUGUAAAACUAGUCAUUAGUAUUAAGAGAAGAGAUUCCUAUUGAAUAUACUAUAUUUUAGACUCAAUACUUAGGUGUUUUAAGUAUUAUCUGUAUAUCUGUUAAAAAUAAGCAACUUAAUUUCUGUAAUAGUAGUUUUUUCAACGUGACGUUCCAGGA
Molecule: messenger RNA, 1825 nt
Organism: Pararge aegeria (speckled wood butterfly)
Lineage: Eukaryota; Metazoa; Arthropoda; Insecta; Lepidoptera; Nymphalidae
Product: zinc finger protein OZF-like
Exons: 1
Coding region: 121-1644 (507 amino acids)
Cellular component (GO): nucleus
Molecular function (GO): zinc ion binding
Source: RefSeq, a predicted model, not a curated record